ACAGCCUCUCCACUCAAAAAAUAGAGCCUUGUCAAUCGCAGCGGAAAGUAGAAAACGAAUAAAUUAUAACAUUAAUUUUGUCAUUUCAAUACACCCGGGUCAGCAGACUUUUUCAAAAUAUUAACGAAAUGGCAUUCUGUGGUCAUGUAGACGAGUAUGGUGAGCUGAUUAUCCGAGAGGAGAUCUACAGCUCUAGGACUCUUCUCCGGCGCUCCACGUCCUCCUCUACCGAGUCCCCCAUGUCCCAAUCAUCGCCAGAGGCAACGACCCCAAGUGUCACUAGCCGCACUUAUUCUAUGAAGUGCGACACCGAUGAUCUCUCUCUGGAAAGCUGGUCGACCAUGUACAAGGAAACCAAACAGUCGGUGCCUUCUCUGAUCUUCAGUUCCCACUCAAGCUCCAUGAAUUAUAUGCAUAAUGUAGAUAAGGUUCGUCGUAACCCCAAGGAGGCCUACGACAACUGGUACUCCGCCAAGCAGCGGCUGCGCGAAAAAGAGAUCGUGAUGCUAAAGCAGGAACAGCAAUAUGGUCAGCAGCAGGCGGAGAUGCGGAAGCGACUCGCACAGGAGUCCUACGAAAUGUGGCUAAGGAACAAGGCUCAGGUGGCGGCGAUUCAGCGGUAUGAGGAGGCAGUCGAUGUGGAAAGUAUCUCUGAACCCACCAGCGAAUCAGCCUCUUCGGCGAAUCGGGCUACCAAGCUCGUCAGGGGCAAACGGAAUGUAUCUCAGGACGAAGUGCGUCAAGUGGUGGAAAACUGGAGAAGGAAGAAGCUGCUGGAGCUGCAAGCGCAACGGGAGAAGAAGCGCCGGGAAAUGCUAUCCAAGGAGCAGGAGGAGGAGCGGCGUAAAGUCCUGGCCGAGGCGGCUUGGAAAAAGUGGAUUAGCAAGGUGAGCCAGAAGCCCAAGCCAGUGCCCCUCAACCAGGGAAUAGACUCCCUACGAGGUACAAUCUCGAAACUUUAUGUGAAUCCCCAGCGCUGGCAGGACCCUCUGAAGGAGGUUACCGCCGAAACCGCUCCACCAAAGAAGUAAGCAACCGAAUUAGUUACUCUGUUAUCGAUUGUAGUUUCUGUAUUCAAGUUACGUAAGUGAUUUAAAUUAAUAUGAAAUUUGUUUAGAAAAAUAAAAGGGCUGCCAAUAUUUUCUACCUUUCUGGUAGUUCUCGGAAA
Molecule: messenger RNA, 1168 nt
Organism: Drosophila ananassae
Lineage: Eukaryota; Metazoa; Arthropoda; Insecta; Diptera; Drosophilidae
Product: vicilin-like seed storage protein At2g18540
Exons: 2
Coding region: 129-1031 (300 amino acids)
Source: RefSeq, a predicted model, not a curated record